UAGACAACCUCUACUUCGACAUGAACGGCAUCAUCCACCAGUGCUCCCACAACAAUACUUCCGACGCGCCGCUCCUCUCCGAUGACGAGCUGGCUUACGGCGUCUUCGCGGUUGUCAACCGCCUGGCGCAUCUUAUCCGCCCGCGGAAGAUGAUCUACCUGGCCCUUGAUGGUGUGGCCCCUCGUGCCAAGCUCAACCAGCAGCGCUCGCGUCGCUUCACCAAGGCCCCCCCCCAGUAUGACGACGAGGAGGGCGCCCCGGCGCCGGUCUUCGACACGAACUCCGUUACCCCGGGCACCGAGCUGAUGGACGACCUCGGCCGGCGCCUGCGGCACCUGAUCAACCUGAACAUGAACAUGGACCCGGUCUGGCGCAAUGUCCAGGUCAUCUUUUCCGGCACCGACUGCCCGGGCGAGGGUGAGCACAAGAUCAUGUCCUACAUCCGCCAGCUGCGCCAGUCGCCGGACCACGACCCGAACACCUCGCACUGUCUGUACGGCCUGGACUCGGAUCUCAUCAUGCUGAGUCUGGUCACGCAUGAGCCGCACUUUUGCCUGCUGCGCGAGCAGCUGCUCCAUGCUCCGCCCUUCAACCGGCCCACCAAUGCCGGCAUCGUGGCAUCGACCCUGAGCGGCAGCGCCGCCAAGCAGCCCCUCCCCCCGGUGGCCGGCGGCGACCAGUACACCCUCUUCUAUGUGGGGCUCCUGCGGGAGACCCUGGAUUUGGAGUUCCGCGACUUGGACCCGCUGAUUCGCGAGCACUCUCCCAACCCGGCCGACCGGUACAACCCGGAGGCCAUCUACGACGAUUUCGUGGCCCUCUGCAUGCUGGUGGGCAAUGACUUCCUCCCGAACCUGCCGUCGCUCUACAUCCCGGAGGGCUCGCUCAAUGUCAUCCUGGAAACCUACCGCCGCGUGCGCCCCCACCUGGGUGGCUACAUCAAUGAAUCGGGCGUGCUGAAUGCCGCGCGCUUGCGGCGCAUCUUCAUCGAGCUGGCCGACCUGGAGACGGCCUACUUCGAUUCGGCCAACCAGGCCAGUCUGAUUUCGAUCGACCCGCGCGACCGGCUGAUGGUCCAGCAGGCGGUCGACUCGCCGGAGCAUGCGGCCGCCCUGUCGGCCCUCGGGGCCGGGGGUUCCUCCUCCUCCUCCUCCUCUCGGAAGGAUGCUCGGCUGUCGGCGGUGCGUGCCGCGUCGGCCAGUCAAUUCCCGCCGGACGUGUCGCACGACCUGCUGGUCGAGGCGCGCAGUGAUGCCUCGGUCUCGGAUGCCGGGGCGGCCGGCGGGGCCACCUCCGAGGGCGACGGCCUGGGCAGCUCGGCCACCGCCGCCGGCAGCGGCGGUGCUGCUCCCCUGGCCGAGCUCCCGGGGGCCGACGAUGACACCAACGCCGCCAACGCCAACAACACCGACGACAGCGAGGAUGACGAUGAUGGCGAUGCCUCCAUGAAGAGCUUCUCGCCGGAGUUCAUGCAGGCCAUCCAGUCGGCCCUGGCGUCGGAGCCGCGCCACGCCUCGGCCCCGGACUCCAGCACCGCCUACAAGCGCACGGUCACCUUCAUCACCCCCUCGCAGUUGGUGAUCUUCAAGCGCCUGCGCAGCUUCUUCCUGCUGCACGGCCUGACCGAGCCGGCGCUCGAUGAAUACCGCCAGGCCAACCAGCAGAUCGCCUUCCCGGCCACGCUGACCCCGAUGGACAUGGCGUUCCUGAUGCGCGCGUGCAGUGACCUCGGCCUGUCGUACAUGCGGGACGAUCGCCAAGUGAUCAUCAAGGUGCCGGAGCUCAUCGUCGGCAUCAUGCCCCUCAUGCGGACGUAUUAUGAGGCGGUCUUUGCGGCGUACCUCAAUGCGCCGAUUCGGUCGCGCACCUUCACCGCCACGCCGGCCGCCGCGGCCGAGCGCCUCUCCCUGGCGUAUGCCCGGUCGCGGUGUGUCUACCGGCUGACGCGCCUCGGCGUGCCGCAGGAUGACGCGGCCAUCGCCGAGGCCCUGGUCACGGUGGAUGGUUCCCCGGGCCGGGAUCUGGCCGACCUGCAGGCCGAUCUGCCGUCCAUCCGCCUGCCGGAUGGGCAGAACAUCGCCGGGCCCUUCACCCAGGGGCUGCACUACCUGCCGGCCAGCCAGUACCGGGACCUGGAGCGCCGGCCGGAUUACCGGGCCCUGGUGGACCGCGUGUCGCUGGAGUACUACCGCGGCUUGCAGUGGGUCCUGUACUACUAUUACCAUGGGAUUCCCAGCUGGGGCUGGUUCUUCCCGAUGUACUAUUCGCCGCUGAUUUCGGACCUGGCCCGGGUGGAGCUCCUCCAGGAGCCGGCCCUGCGGUACUAUUCGCACUUUGACUUGCAGCGUCCGCUGGACCCCUUCGAGCAGCUGCUGUCGGUGCUGCCGCCGGCUUCGGCGGCUCUGGUGCCGGAGGGCCUCCGGCCAUUGAUGAGCAGUGACCCGGCCCAGUCGCCGGUGGCGGACUUCUUCCCGGCCGACUUCCAUGUGGAUCUCAAUGGCAAGAUGAAUGACUGGGAGUCGGUGGUGUUGGUGAAUUUCAUCGACAUCGACCGGCUGCGAGAGGUGAUGGCCCUUCCGAUGUCCCGGCUGCCGAAUGCCGUGCUCUCGCGCAACCAGAACUCCAUGGAGUACUUUGUCUUCCGUCAUGAUCCGUCUGUGUCGUAUGAGCUGGCGCUGCUGGACACCGGGGUGUCGGCGGCCGAUGGCGCGGCCCCGGCCCCGGGCAUCCUCGGUGGCACCAUCCAGACCAUGGUGUCCAAUAUCGCGGUCCAGCGCCAUGUCAUGCGCUAUGCCGAGCUCAAUCGCCUGACGCCGAUCCGGCACUUUGGCCUGCUGCCCGGGGUCCGGCUGGGUGCCGAUGCGCCGCUCGGCCUGCCGACCUUCCACUCGCUGGCCGUGCGCAAGCAGAUGAUCUUCAUGUCUCGGCGUGGGCAGACCGCCAAGAAUGAGACAUUGGCCUUGCGCCUGCCGACGCUGCAGUUCAUCCUGCCCGGCACCGGGGCCGCCCGGUCGGACUUCCAGGAGGCCGCGCAGGAGCAGGGCGCCGCCGGGGCCCUGGGCACCGGUGGGCCUGGCCAGUCGACGCCGGCCGCCCCGCUGGAUGGGGCCUUCAUGUCCAGCCAGCGGAACUUCCACCUGGCCGGGCUGGGGAGCCUGUGCUACUAUUCGUGGCCGGUGCUGCGUGCCGGCCAGCUGGUGGGCAUCGUGGACAUCAGCAGUGGCCAUCUGUUUACCCCGUCGGCGGUGAAUCCCCUUUCCGGGCUGAGCGCCAGCGGGGCCCCGGAGGAGGGUGGCAGUGGCUCGGAUGACGCCAGUGCCCGGCCCCUGGGCGGUGGCACUAAGAAGCAGCCGCCGGUCUAUUGCUUCCAGCUUUGCCCGGAGCGGUUGCGCCAUUUCCAGGACCACGCGGCCAUCCUGAGCAAUGCCUACAAUGACCUGGCCAUCCUGGCCGGCGAGCAGGUGGUUCAGCUGGCCGUCAUCCGGCCAUUUACCUCGAAUGCCCUGCUGGUGACCGACGGCACCGAGGGGGCCGGGCUGGCGGGGGCGAGCCAGGCUGCCGAAGCCGGCGAGGGGGCCGAGGCGGCCGGGAAUGCCGCCGGCGUCACCGGCGCCGGGUCGUCCCCCUCGGGGUCCCUGUCGACGGUCUUCUCGCCGUCCUUCUCGGCCGAUGUGUCCCGGCUGGUGGUGUCCCCCUUGCAGUCGGUCAUCCUCGGGAGCGACUGGUCGGACAGCCGGUUCCUGGCGCGCCCGCCCAAGACCAUUGACCAGGCCUUCCCCAUCGGGUCGACGGUGCUGCUGAUGGGCAGCUCGCCGCAGCGGAACAACCGCCGCGCGCACAUGCUCUCCUACAAUGUGCAGCUGCCGAAGCACAAUGUCACGGCCUCCUUCGGCCAGCUGGGCACGGUGCUGGGCUACCUGAAGAAUGGCCAUGUGGCGGUGGAGCUGUACACCCCCCCGCCGCCGAGCUACCUGCCGUGGGAUGCCUCCAUCGAGCCGAAGGUCGACACCAACCAGCACUGGGCCUCCUUCUUCCCGCUGAUGAAGGUGGGCCAGCUGCUGAAUGUGUCCACGUCGCUGAUUCUGCGUGUGAUCAGCCGCCUGCGGCUGGUCCUCCCGAAUGAGGGCGGCGGGUCCGGCAGCUCGCGCAGCUCCCACCGGUCCAUCGAAAUCGGCCUCAACAUGCGGGACUCCUUCAUCCACGAGUACUCGCCGCUGUUCCUGCUGCCGACCCCGAACUACAUCAAGGCCUUGAGCCGGGCUCGGGCCAGUGGCACGGUCCCGGCCCUGAGCCUCAAGAAUGUGGAGUACCUCUUCACCAAGCCCGGGCUGGGCCUGCUGGCCCUCUACUUCGCCAACAUCCGCCGGCUGUCGCCGCGCGUGGACCUGCGCAGCAUCCGCAUCGACAAGAAUUCGGUCCCGCUGCAUGCGCUCUUCCCGAACAUCGAGUCGGCGCGCCUCUUCCAGACCUGGGUCAACACCUCCUUCAACUCGCACUUCCGCGUGGCGGUCGGCUCGCAGUCUCUCAGCUCGUGGGACAUCCAACGGCUGGCCGAUGGCCGGAGUGUCUUCCAAAUGUCCCCGACCCUUCCCCAGCACCAGCGCCCGCUGGUGUCGGUCCCGGCGGCAUACCUCCUGUCGCAGGAGCAGGUCGACGAGGAUCGCAUUGUCUACCCCUCGCUGAUGGUGGACCCGGACAAUGAGCUGGCCCCCUGGUCGGUGUACCAGCCCAUGCCGUACCUCCUGACGCGUGUGGCCAUUGUCGGGACGGUGCCCAACCGGUCGGUGCCCUUCGGCACGGUGGGCACCGUGGUGGUGAACAACCCCCUCAACCGGACAUCCAUCAUCCUGCUGGACCGGCCGCUGGACGCCACGCGCGCCUUCGCCACCAAGCAGCCGUCGGACAUCGACUCGGUCGAUCUGCUGAGCAAUCACCUGUGCCCGAGCGCCGCCGGGUCCUUCGCCCUGCUGGGCCAGUGUGUGGAGAGUGUCCAGAGCCUGACGCACAUUUCCUACAGCCUGGUGUCGGUUCCCUGGAGCAAGCUGCUGCUGCUGUACUACAGCAGCAAUCGCCAGGUGGAGGUCCGCCACAAGGGCCGGCCACUGCUCUUCCCCGGGCUGAAUGAGUACAGCCGUGCGGUCAAGCUGACCCCCAGCAUCCAGAGCCUGCUGGCCGCGCGUGGGGGCAACUACCUGUCCCCCCGGUCGCUGAGUGUCUCGGAGUUGGUCAGCUCCAGCUCCAUGCCGGUGCUGUACUCGCGCUUCCGGAGCACCGCCCUGGCUGGCGAUCCGGAUGGCGAGUUCAUCCCCGACCGUGACCCCUUCCAGCUGUGGCUGGACAUCCCGGAGUCCAUCUCCAACCUGAACCUGGCCAGUGCCAAUGCCGGGGCCAAGUCCUCGGAUGGCUUUUCCGAUGACGAUGAUGACGGUGAUGAUGGCCCGGUCGGCGCCGGCGAUGGGGAUGCCCCUGCUGCUGCCCCUGCUGCUGCUCCUGGUGCCCCGGUCUCCGAGCAACAGCAGCAGCAGCAGCAGCAGCAGCGCCCCUUCGCCCCGAAGUUGGUCACCCGCGAUGGGGGGAGCUCGUCCCGUCGCCAGCCGCGCCCGGCUGGCAAGGGUCCUUCCGGCGGCGGCGGCGAUCCCGCUCCGGCCCCUGCCAGCGGGCCCGCCGCCACCAGCCCCACCUUCGCCACGGAGUCGCAGCCGCAGUUCCUCAAGGGGGCUUCACAUGCCUCCCGGGCGUCGAAGCCCAACCUGGUGGAUGUGUUUGGCAAGUCCCCGCUUGUGCAGUCGUCCUUGACGGCGUCGCAGUCGGCCUCGCCGAUGGCGGCCCCCGGGCGCCUGGUUCAGCGCCCCGCUCCCCCGGGCGCCGGCGGAAGCCCCACCGACUCGUCGACCAGCGGCUCGCCGCCCCCCGGUCAGCAGUCCGCCCGUGUGGCCAUGCUCUUUGGCCCGCGUUCGCCCGGGUCCGGCUCCUCUGCCGGUGGGUCUCCCCCCAAUGGCAGCCAGUGAGGGGAGAGAGAUGGGCAGAGCGGGCAUCGCCCUAAGCGGGGGGGGGGGGACGGGCGGG
Molecule: messenger RNA, 6066 nt
Organism: Fonticula alba
Lineage: Eukaryota; Rotosphaerida; Fonticulaceae
Exons: 3
Coding region: 21-6008 (1995 amino acids)
Biological process (GO): nuclear-transcribed mRNA catabolic process
Cellular component (GO): nucleus
Molecular function (GO): RNA binding; 5'-3' RNA exonuclease activity
Source: RefSeq, a predicted model, not a curated record